This is a messenger RNA of Penicillium alfredii, 1848 nucleotides long. RefSeq names its product flavin-containing monooxygenase. The transcript is spliced from 4 exons. Lineage: Eukaryota; Fungi; Ascomycota; Eurotiomycetes; Eurotiales; Aspergillaceae. The record is from RefSeq and is a predicted model, not a curated record. The coding region runs from base 1 to 1848 and encodes 615 amino acids. Gene Ontology annotation, molecular function: flavin adenine dinucleotide binding; N,N-dimethylaniline monooxygenase activity; NADP binding.
AUGGCUACAACAUUGACGGGCGGAAAUCCGCACAUCAUCCAACUCCCCACGACGCCCGCAGGCGCGGCGCUCGACCCGCGCGCCAUCGCACAGCGAUGGCUGACCAACCUCGAAACCCAAUUAUCCCAACCGGUAACAGUCGACCUCACUGGUCUGUUCCACACCGAGUCGUGGUGGCGCGACAUGUUAGCACUAGACUGGGAGCUGCACACGGUGCGGACAGCAGCAGAUAUCCAAACGUUUCUGCGCCAGCAUCAGAGCCAGGCGCAGCUGUCUGCGCUGCGGCUCCAGGAUAAGGGCCAGUUCCAGCCGCGCCAUGAGCAGGUUGUUGAUGGGCUGAGCUGGGUGUCAACUAUGUUCUUUUUUGAGACGGCUGUGGGCCGCGGCACGGGCAUGCUACGUCUUACGCAGGAGGAGGAUGGCGCGCCCUGGAAGGCAUAUGCGGUGUAUACCUCGUUGCAGGAGUUACGGGGUGACGAGGAGCCCCUAGGGAAGCGCCGUCCGGAGGGGACGACUGAGUCCAUGCCUGGUGGAUUGGCUGGCGGGACGUGGAUUGAGCGCAGGUUGCGUCAGAAGGAGUUCCUGGAUACCGAACCUGUUACUUUGGUUGUGGGUGCGGGCCAGGCUGGGUUGAAUAUGGGCGCGCGUCUGCAGAGUCUGGGAGUGUCGUGUCUGAUUAUCGACAAGAAUGAACGCGUUGGGGAUAACUGGCGCAAUCGAUACCGUACACUGGUCACUCACGAUCCCGCCGAAUUCACUCACAUGGCCUACCUGCCCUUCCCCAAGAACUGGCCGCAGUUCACCCCGAAAGACAAGCUGGGGGACUGGUUCGAGGCAUACGCAAGCAUCAUGGAGCUGAACGUGUGGCUCCAGACUUCGGUCGUCUCUGCUGAGUAUGACGACGCCACCGCCAAGUGGACUGUCGUUGUGGCUCGCGGCGAUGGAUCUCGACGCACGCUACGCCCUCGCCAUGUGGUCUGGUGCACCGGUCACUCUGGCGAGGCGCGGAUUCCCACGUUUCCAGGCCAGCAGACCUUCCAGGGGACAGUGUACCAUGGGAGCCAGCACCGCGAUGCAUCCGAGGCGGAUGUGCGUGGGAAGAAGGUUGUCGUUGUGGGGACUGGGAAUAGUGGCCACGAUAUUGCGCAAAACUUCUAUGAACAUGGCGCAGAUGUGACUAUGUUGCAGCGGAGCGGGACGUAUGUCUUGACUGCCGAAAAGGGCGUGUUUAUGAUGCACGAGGGUUUACAUGAAGAUGGCGGACCACCAACUGAAGAAGCCGACAUCGCCUCCGAAAGCCUGCCAUGGCCAAUUCAACUCGCAUUAAGCGUCCACCUGACACGGCGCAUAGCUGCCGCCGAGAAAGAUACCCUGGACGGGCUACGCCGGGUCGGAUUUCGGCUCGACUUUGGACCUGAUGGGGCAGGUAUUGCUCGCGCAUACUUCACCCGCGGCGGCGGGUACUACAUCGAUGUCGGCUGCAGCCAGCUCAUCAUCGACGGCAAAAUUGGUGUCAAGCACAGCCCCCGCGGGAUCACCCAGUUCGGACCGCGCGAGCUGCAUCUAGCGGAUGGAAGUACCUUGCCGGCGGAUAUUGUUGUCUUGGCCACCGGGUACGAUAAUAUGCGGACGACGGUGCGCAAGGUGCUGGGUGAUCGAGUGGCAGAUCGGUGUUUGGAUGUGUGGGAUUUGGAUGCAGAGGGCGAGGUUAAUGCCAUGUGGCGCCCCAGCGGCCACCCCGGGUUCUGGUUCAUGGGCGGCAAUCUCGCACUGUGUCGCAUCUACUCCAAGUUCCUGGCAUUGCAAAUCAAGGCGAUUGAGACAGGACUGUCGCCACGAGUUCGGUAG